Molecule: messenger RNA, 4264 nt
Organism: Alosa sapidissima (American shad)
Lineage: Eukaryota; Metazoa; Chordata; Actinopteri; Clupeiformes; Clupeidae
Gene: plcxd3
Product: phosphatidylinositol-specific phospholipase C, X domain containing 3
Exons: 3
Coding region: 770-1738 (322 amino acids)
Biological process (GO): lipid metabolic process
Cellular component (GO): synapse
Molecular function (GO): phosphoric diester hydrolase activity
Source: RefSeq, a predicted model, not a curated record
GCUGCGGAUGCUAAAAUUGUGCCUGUCAUGUUGUGACCUGACUCCUGUGGACAGUUGAUGCUUGUGCCAACAUUUGGGCAUAUUUCUGCAGAGCAAAAUCUAAAAGAUUAUCAUUUGCCAGAUAGAAGCUUUUAGCUAUCCAUGUCAGCAGCCCAAUGGCCCACAUGCAAAAAAAAGACAUCAAUUACACCAAUUAAGCUUAAUGCUUGUUCAUUUUUCUAAGUGGACAUGCAAAAAGGAAAACCUGUUCGUUCGUUUGGAACGCAAGUAGUGGUGGUCAGGUGGUGUUUUUUUUUUUUAUUAUUAUUGAAUUCAUAAAUGUGUUGAAUAAAUAGAUUUCUACAACAGGUUGACUGCUAAAAAUGAUGGGUGUUCUCCAAAAACAGAAGAGAGGGAGAAUACAACGUUUGAAAUGGAGAUUUGGACAUUGUAACUCAGCGGCCUGGAUCACAAAUAAUACCUUGAAUGACAUCAAACGAAUCAACAAAACUCACUGGUGCCAGUGUGGUGCAAAAGAUAGCUGGUCACCAAGGCAAAUUAAAAUAGAAUCUGUUUCAAAGUGACCGCAUUUUCAACAUCUCUCCAUAAUGUCUGUUUAAAGUAGGUUUAUUAUUAUUACUAUUACUAUUAUUAUUAUUAUAGUGGGCGCCGGCUUGGGGGUGUGGCUCCACUGGUGCUGUGCUCUGCUCGAUCCGGUUGCACAGGAGAGGAGCCAGCUUUGCCAGAUCAUUCAGCUUAUGAGCACCGAGUACACGCAGCAUCGGACGGCAUGGCUUCGUCUCAUGGGAAGAAUGAACUCCGCCUUGCAGACUGGAUGGCAAGUUUGCCGGAGAACCUUCACAGCACCCCUCUGACUAACCUGGCUAUACCCGGUUCCCAUGAUUCCUUUAGCUUCUACAUUGAUGAGGCCUCUCCUGUGGGUCCAGAGCAGCCGGAGACUGUGCAGAACUUCGUCUCCGUGUUUGGCACGGUGGCCAAGAAGCUGAUGCGCAAGUGGCUGGCCACGCAGACCAUGAACUUCAGCAGCCAGCUGGACGCCGGCGUGCGCUUUUUCGACUUGCGCAUCUCCACCAAGCCGCGCGACCCCGACAACGAGCUCUACUUCGCCCAUGGGCUCUUCAGCGCCACGGUUCGCGAGGGCCUGGAGCAGAUCAGUGCCUUCCUGGCCUCGCACGCGCGCGAGGUGGUCUUCUUGGACUUCAACCACUUCUACGGCAUGCAGAACCUCCACCACGAGAAACUGGUGCAAAUGCUGCGCACCGUCUUCGGCGACCGCCUCUGCCCGGUCAUCUUCGCCCAGGAGGUCAGCCUCAAGUACCUGUGGGAGAAGGAGUACCAGGUGCUGGUCUUCUACCACAACCCCAUGGCGCUGGACGUGCCAUUCCUGUGGCCGGGGCAGAUGAUGCCAUCGCCUUGGGCCAACACCACCGACCCGGACAAGCUCAUCCAGUUCCUGCAGACGUCAGUGACUGACCGCCGACACAAGGGGACCUUCUUCGUGUCGCAGGUGGUGCUGACCCCCAAGGCCAGCACAGUGAUGAAGGGAGUGGCCAGUGGAUUGCGGGAGACCAUCACAGAGAGGGCCCUGCCCGGCAUGAUGCAAUGGAUCCGCUCGCAGCGGGCGGGCGAGAGCGGCAUCAACAUCAUCACGGCCGACUUCGUGGAACUGGGCGACUUCGUCAGUGCCGUCAUCACCCUCAACUACCUGCUGGAAGAGGAGGGCGAGAACGCCACCUGAUCACCCAUGCCCCCCCCCCACACACACACACAAACACCCACGAUCCUACACACCUCCGCUGUGAGAUGCCAUCUCUUUCCUUUGACCCAUCUCGUGGGUGGGAAAAUUAUCCUUUCUACUGACGUUUUAGGGCUACCCGUUUCUAAAGCGAGAGCUUUUUUUUCCGACAGAAGGAAGUAGUCUGACUUCAGUUUGGUGAGGUGGGGAGAAUUUUUUAUUUGAAUUACUGGGGUAAAAAGGGCAAUUCUUUGACUGCUGAUCUGCUUCUCAUCGGUUGCACUUGAAACUAAUCAUGUUCAUAUACUGAAAUGUUAGUUGUGCUAAAAGCCUCUUCUCUGUUAUCAAAGAAACUCACCUCUUCCUCAGCAUAUCCCACCUGAGAUAAAUGUUCUUUGUAUAGUGACCGUGUUUGACCAUGGGCUUGCGGUGGAGUUAACUGUACUUAGUAUUGUAAAUUGUACGCCCAUUAAUCUGUAGUUGUUUAUAACUGUUUAUAUUCGUUUACAGUUUCAGCAAGAUAGAGUCUGUCACGCUAUGUGGUCUAUUCUGUCUGCUGAUGUAUACUGUAGCAAACUUUCCCUCCAAAUCAUUUAAAUAUCCCAUGGGUUCAAAAGCCUGCCACUCAGUAUGUCUUCACAUACGUAAUUGUUUGUUUUCUCAGUUGUGUAUGUAGAGAGGAGGAGGUAGGCCAAUGUUUUCAUGUGCACAUUUACCCGUUUUAGCCAUGUACACCGCCACCAUUUCAACAUUUAGCCCAAAAAAUAUGCAUUUGUUUUGUUAAUUGACCCUUUGGUGCCAAAAAUUGCAUUUUGUCGAGUCUUGACCAAGGAGCCUGAAGUCUUGUUCUUGUACAUGAAGUUGUAUUGAUGGGGUAAUGGGGUGCUUCGUUGCUAAAUGAAAUUUAAGAUGUUGGAGAGAUUUUUGUUCUAGGUGCAAUAAUUUGUGUAUCUAAAAGGUAUUCCCGUUGUUUUAUCUCUUCAAGUGACCAUUUAUGUUUAUGAGUCUUUGAAAUGAAACUCUCUUAUGUGAACACAUACUGUAAUGUGUUAACACAGCAUAACAUGUGUACACACACUCCCUGUAUGACUCAUGCCUAGAUUAGUCUAUAGCUAUAACUGUAUAUGUGAUGUCUGGCUUUGGGCAACUGGAGACUGGUGGUGGAGAGGCAAUGCCAUGCUAUUUGUACUUCCUAUACUGAAUGUUUGUGACCUACUUACAAUGCUGAGCAAUCUGUAUUCAUUUCAAAAGACGGAGAGACAGUUUUUAUCCUCUUUUAUUAGUUUGUUCGAGCCAUUGGUAGUAGUAGGGCAUGUAAAUGGAUUUAUUGUUUAAUUGUUUUUUAUGUUCAUUUCAUGAGCUGUACAGAUUGAUUUUACAGAAUCUCUGACUGAGUGUUCUUUGCAUUCAGCAAAUUGCUUGAUGAUAUUUCUGUACUUUAAGCUGGAAGGAAUGUGAUCUGUUCUUUGGUUCUGUAAUUAAUAUUAUUGAUGUCAACCAAAAAAGGGAAAUUACUCAUUUUAAAAUAUAAUUGACUGUUUUCAAUGUUUUUUUUUUUCACUUUGUAUCUGUGUGUGUGUGUGUGUGUGUGAGAGAAAGAGAGAGAAAGAGAGAGAGAGAGAGAUGAUGGAUGAUGAUGAAAAUAUAUGAAAUAUGAACUUUCUUUGGCAUUAACACAACACAAUCACAACACAAUAUGACACAAUCACAACACAAUAUGACACAAUCACAACACAAUAUGACACAACUCUCAGUGUCAGAAUGUGACCUCCUUGCUGAAGACCUCUCAGAUCCUCCCCAAAACAUUAACCUCUGGCUAGGGAAAUUGACCCGAGGCAGCUGGAGCUGUGUGCCUGGGCAUAUGGCCGCUUGAUUGACAAAAUUGAUUUGCUUUGAGCUUCUCUCCUCCCACUACGUGAGCCGUAUCACUGAAAACAAAUCACUGCUCAACUCUUAGUGUAGCCAUAUUGGAGAAUGAGAGCGCUCUUUUAUGGAUGGUGGGUGCACAUUAGCCAUUAGAUGAUCCUGUCACCCUUAUCGUCGCAUACCUUGUUUUGAUUGAAAAUGGUUUCUCAAUUGCAUUGUAGGCCCACAGAAUGGUGAAUUACUGUUACAUUUAUGUGAUUUAUAUUCAUAUUUGGACUCUCAGUUACAGACAGCACUCUCUGUAGAGGUACUUCAGAGCAAAGCUGUUUGAAAACUUAAACAAGUAAUUUAUUCACUGAACUUGAAAGUGAGCAAAUCAAACAUGGAUACAGACAUAGCAUAGCAGCAAACAUGCAUUAAAACAAAACUGCCCCUUAUAAAUCAUAUGCACCUCAGGAUUGUGUCUUGGAAGUGGUUUUCAAAAAUAUGUUUUGUCCUGUGAAAAGAGACAUUGUUUUUUUUUCUCUGACUAAUGUUUCAAUCAACCUGCUCCUGUUGAUGCUCUGAUGUCUUUUGAUCUUCUCUUGUUGUGGUCAUGGCCCCCGAGUGUUCGUGUACAAGCCCCCGGCACAGCUUCACAAUAAAAUGCAGCGUUAUUUUACU